Molecule: messenger RNA, 3785 nt
Organism: Onychostoma macrolepis
Lineage: Eukaryota; Metazoa; Chordata; Actinopteri; Cypriniformes; Cyprinidae
Gene: clcn7
Product: chloride channel 7
Exons: 25
Coding region: 112-2499 (795 amino acids)
Biological process (GO): chloride transport; transmembrane transport
Cellular component (GO): intracellular membrane-bounded organelle; lysosomal membrane
Molecular function (GO): voltage-gated chloride channel activity
Source: RefSeq, a predicted model, not a curated record
UCUCCGUACAGUCGUCACGAGAUCGCUUAUGAUUGUUAGUCAUGGGGAAGAAGUGUUCGCAGUAGUUUUACAGUUAGCAGGUUUGAUGUAUAUUUACUUGUCAAAGUAGACAUGGCCAACAUCGCGAAGAAAGUGUCAUGGUCUAGCCGAGGCGAUGAUCGCGGAGAGAGAACGCCUCUGCUUAACGGAGCCGAGGACGUGAAAUACAACAGACAGUUAUCCGCGGGAGGUUUAUUUCAUAUAGGCAGGCUGAGCACUGUGGACCUUGAGGAGGAAAUCACACCCGAAGAGGACAUUUUGAGAAGUCGACUGAAGGAAAUCCCUCAUAAUGAAAAGCUGCUGUCCCUCAAAUUUGAGAGUCUUGAUUACGAUAACAGCGAGAAUCAGUUGUUUCUGGAGGAAGAGAGGCGGAUGAGUCACAUGGGUUUCGGAUGUCUGGAGAUCAGGCGAUGGGUGAUCUGCGGUCUGAUUGGGUUUCUCACUGGUCUCAUCGCAUGCAUGAUAGACAUCGCUGUGGAGAAAUUAGCUGGUUAUAAGUACUCUGUAGUCAAACAAAACAUUGUGAAAUUCACAGAGCUUGGAGGCCUGUCCAUCUCUCUAAUACUGUGGGCAGUGCUGAACUCUGCUUUCGUGAUGGUCGGAGCUAUCGCUGUUGCUUUUUUUGAGCCCAUUGCAGCAGGAAGUGGAAUCCCUCAAAUAAAAUGUUACCUGAAUGGAGUGAAGAUCCCUCGUGUUGUUCGACUAAAGACUCUGGCGAUAAAGGUCUUUGGUGUGAUCUGCUCAGUUGCUGGAGGUCUCGCUGUUGGAAAGGAAGGACCCAUGAUUCACUCGGGAGCAGUGGUGGCUGCAGGAGUAUCUCAAGGCAGAAGCACUUCACUGAAAAAAGAUUUUAAGAUAUUUGAGUAUUUCCGCAGGGACACAGAGAAGAGAGACUUUGUCUCGGCAGGAGCAGCGGCUGGAGUCUCCGCUGCCUUUGGAGCCCCUGUUGGUGGGGUUCUGUUCAGUUUAGAGGAAGGCGCGUCUUUCUGGAACCAGCUGUUGACGUGGAGAAUUUUCUUUGCAUCAAUGGUCUCCUCCUUCACACUGAACUUUUUCCUGAGUAUUUACCAUGGGAAGCCUGGAGAACUGUCUAGCCCCGGUCUCAUUAACUUUGGUCGUUUUGACAGUGAUACAGUACAGUAUAAUUUAUAUGAAAUUCCUCUCUUCAUUAUCAUGGGAGCUUUAGGAGGGGUGCUUGGAGCAUUGUUCAAUGUCAUCAAUUAUUGGCUAACAAUUUUCAGAAUAAGGUACAUCCACCGGCCGUGCCUGCAGGUGAUGGAGGCUAUGCUGGUUGCCGCGGUGACCGCUACAGUUUCCUUUGCUAUGAUCUAUUUCUCCAAUGACUGCCAGCCGUUGGGACAGGACAACACUGAAGAAUAUCCCCUACAGCUGUUCUGUGCUGAUGGUGAAUAUAAUUCCAUGGCCACCGCCUUCUUCAACACCCCUGAGCGGAGUGUGAGGAGUCUGUUCCACAACCCUCCAGGAUCUUACAACCCCUUGACUUUGGGGGUUUUCACUCUGGCCUAUUUCUUCCUGGCUGUCUGGACGUAUGGUCUGACCGUGUCGGCUGGAGUGUUCAUCCCGUCUCUGCUCAUUGGAGCAGCCUGGGGACGACUAUUUGGGAUCCUUCUGUCUACCAUUACUUCCAGCCAAUCAAUUUGGGCGGAUCCUGGGAAAUAUGCUCUAAUAGGUGCUGCGGCCCAGCUUGGAGGCAUUGUCAGAAUGACCCUCAGUCUCACCGUAAUCCUGGUAGAAGCCACCGGGAACGUGACCUAUGGCUUUCCCAUCAUGCUUGUACUGAUGACUGCCAAGAUUGUGGGGGAUUACUUUAUAGAGGGCCUGUAUGACAUCCAUAUUAAGCUUCAGAGUGUUCCUUUCCUCCAUUGGGAUGCUCCUCCUACUUCUCAUUGGCUGACGGCCAGAGAGGUCAUGAGCUCUCCAGUCACCUGCUUCAACAGAGUGGACAAAGUCGGGAGAAUUGUGGACGUCCUUAGCAACACAUCCACCAAUCACAACGGCUUCCCAGUGGUGGCUCAUGCUACUGAGAACGACGAGCCAGGAAAAAUCUGUGGACUUAUUCUUCGCUCUCAGCUGAUUGUUCUUCUCAAACAUAAGGUGUUUGUGGAAAGGGCGUCUUCGGGUCUCAGCCAAAGGAAGUUACAGCUGAAGGACUUCAGAGAUGCAUAUCCUCGUUUCCCCCCGAUCCAGUCCAUCCACGUCUCUCAGGACGAGAGGGAGUGCAUGAUGGACCUCACAGAGUUCAUGAACCCGACCCCAUACACUGUGCCUCAGGAGACUUCACUCCCCCGUGUGUUUAAAUUGUUUCGGGCGCUAGGACUGAGACAUCUGGUGGUGGUUGAUAAUGAAAACAGGGUUGUGGGACUGGUAACCAGGAAGGAUCUCGCCCGCUAUCAUUUGGGUAAAGAUGGUCUGGAGGAGCUUCAGCUGGCUCAGACAUGAUUGGUCAUCAUGUUCACCCUGGACCCUGCCUUCAGAGCACCAGCUUUGGACUUUUAAAAACUCAGGGGCUGGUCAGAGUCUCUCGUGUCAAAGAUGCCAAACACAAACCUGCAACAUGCACAAUUUGUCUGAAGUUCAGUAUUUUAAGGGCUUGAUAUUUGAAAAAAAUACAUUAUUGCUCCUUUAUCACACAGUUAGUUAUGCGUUUAUUUUUGCCUGUAGAAAAAGAGUGGAUGAGCACAUUAUGGUAGUUUUGCACUAUGUGACUGUUUAUUUAUUACAAUUAUAAUAUUUUAGAGUAGAUGAGCUUUUCUGGAGCCCUCACUUUUUGUGCCUCUCCAAAAGCACCAUUUUGUGUCACCUUACAUGUUUAUCAUGGCUAGUUAUCAUUUGAGAUGUGUACGUCCCUGUGUAUUGCCAUGCCAAUGAUAAUGGAUAUUGACAUAACAGUGUGUCAGUAUGCAUUUUUUAUUUUUCAUUUUCAGCAAGGCUGUGGUUUUGAAUACUUACUUGCUAAUGCUUAACAGAUUCAGGUGUUGUUAGCUCAAAGUAAGCUAUUCGUUAUAAAUAUGCAGGACAAUUCAAGCAAGUUUCCUGAUAUGGAAUAAUAUAGAUUCUUCUAAUCCCCAUUCGUAGCUUUAAGAAACCUGUUGGUGAUGUUUACUACUACAUAUUAUAUUGUUACAGAUAUGCAAAUAUGGUUAAUUACAUUUUUGUUUACCCAGUGCUGUUUAGGAUUUUUAAAUGUUUCUGUCUUGAUUUAUCAAUUUAAUUGGUAUUAAAUCUGUUAGGGUGGAUCAGGCCCUAAAAUUAAAUGCAUAAAUCCUAUUUUUCACAAGCCUCUUGGCACUGGCAAGUUUUGGUACGAGUUUAAAACUAUAGCUAGAGGUUUUAUGUAGUACAUUUCGUGAGGGUAGUUCUUGUCUACACAAUGUGAAUUUUCUGCCUCGAGCUGCAUUUGUUUUCUGUGAAAAUCUGUACUUUAAAAUGAACAUAUAAAUUACAGUAUUGAGCAGUGAAAGAUGAUUAUGCUAAAAUAAUUGCCAAGCGGUGAUUGCAACAAACGUUAUUUAACUGAACACGACAUCCUGUUUUGUUCGUGUGCUAUAAAGUUUGACUCAUGCUUCAUUGUUCAAAGCCAACAUUAUUUGUUUUUAUUGAUUAAUGAUCUUUCUCUUUGCUGAUCUCUACUUUUUAUAUGGUUGUUGAUUUGAAGUAAAAAAGAGGAGUUUUAUAACCGUUUGAACAACUUUGUGAACUAAUAAAGCUAUGAAUCAACAAAUGAA